CAGGGACGCCGAGCGGCCGCGGAUCUUUUUCCGCCGCUUACUAAUGGUUUUACGCCACCGCAUGUUUAGAUAAACAGCAGCCAUCAGCCAUGUGUAUCACCAGUUACGCGUGUUCGCUACGAGUUGGUCGCUAUCCUUGACCUAAAUGUACAUAAAGUAGGUAGAAAAGUAUCAUUUUAAAAAACCGUGGGGCGUAUGAGUGUAGUUAAUUACUACAGUGGUUAACGCAGAGACCUGUGAAGGAUUGACGCCUGAAUCCGGUGUUGCUUAGUCGCACACGUGUGCAGUGACACCCAGACCUUCUGCUUUAAUCCAAGAGGACUUGUGAACGUUCACCAUGGCUGAAGACACACUGAUGCUGAAUAUGACUUUAACCCCAGCUGUCCACAAGCACAAGAAGCGGCACACACCGUUCAGGACCUCGGACAAAUGGAAAAUGAGAAAAGCAGAGAAGCGGAAAGCUCUGCAGGGGACACAAAAAAGCCCCCCCUUCAAAAAGACGUGCAUCACUCCCGAAAAGAAACCUGCCCACACUGACCAGCAGCCACCACAUCAGGGUCAGACGCCCCCAAAAAAAAGGAACUUCAAGAGUCUGCCGCAGAACCAAGGGGGGGUUGAAAAAUGUAGCCCGAAAUUGCCAAAACCCCCUAAGGUCAGUCAGAAGAGUCACCCAGAUGGCCAACAGAAAGAAGACAGAGAGCUCAUCAAGACCUCAUCCUUGUUCAAAAACAACCCAGAGAUCCCAGAGAUGCAGAGGCCUACAGUGACACAGCUAAGGGAGAAGGUCUUCACCAGUUGCUCCUUUGUUGAUCUUGAUCUCCAUCCACACUUGGUAUCAACUCUGAAUAAUGUCUUGAAGGUGACAAGCAUGACAAGUGUUCAGAAGCAGACGAUCCCCGUGUUGUUGGCAGGCCAGGAUGCGGUGGUCCGCUCCCAGACGGGGUCAGGUAAGACCUUGGCUUACGGGAUUCCGCUGGUUCAGUCUCUGCAGGCAGUCCAACCGAAAAUCAAGAGGGAGGAUGGUCCCUUUGCGGUCGUGGUGGUCCCCACCAGAGAGUUGGCACAGCAGAGCUUCCAGAUCAUCCAGAAGCUGCUGAAGCCCUUCACCUGGAUUGUGCCCGGAGUCCUCAUGGGAGGGGAAAAGAGGAAAUCUGAAAAAGCCAGGCUGCGUAAGGGCAUCAAUAUCCUGAUUGCCACUCCUGGCCGGCUGGUCGACCACAUCAACAACACGCUGAGCAUAGCUUUCAGCGCUGUGCGCUGGCUCAUUCUGGAUGAAGCUGACCGGACUCUGGACCUGGGCUUUGAGAAGGACCUCGCAGUGAUCCUGAAUGCCCUGAACGCCUCUGGCCCCCCCAGACAGAACGUGCUGCUGUCAGCCACCCUCACAGAAGGUGUUACUAGGCUUGUGGGGAUCAGUUUGAAGGACCCGGUGAGCAUCCACGCCUGCGAGGCCCCGGAGCAGAGGGGGGCUGAGGCGUCCGUGACGCUGCCCGACAGCUUCGCCGUCCCCGAGAAGCUCCAGCAGCACGUGGUCCUGGUGCCCAGCAAACUGCGCCUGGUCUGCCUGGCAGCCUUCAUCCUGGCCAAGUGCAGGUUCGAAGGUGCCCACAAGAUGGUCGUGUUCCUAUCGAGCUGCGAAGCCGUGGGGUUCCUGCUGCGCCUCUUCACCACCGUGCUUGCUGAGCGGGAGGAGCCCUCAGCCUCCCCGGAGGAGGAGGAGGAGGAGGAGGCGCGCCCCCUGCGCUUCCUGCAGCUCCACGGUGGCAUGGCCCAGGAGGAGCGGACGGAGGUGUUUCAGGAUUUCUCCGGGAGCACGUCUGGCAUCCUCCUUUGCACGGUGAGUCUGUUUCGAGAGCAGGGGGAGUGGGAACUGUAACAAAACCACAACCGAGAGGACGUCCUUUUGCUGUAGGUCAAGGAAACGCUGGCUGCCAGAGUCCAUCAGAUGAUGACUCCGUGUGAGGAGCAGCGUGGUCCUGCCGCAGUCGGCGGGGCGCGUGGGGGCAGAAUGGUGCCGCACCCUGGCACUGGGCCCUGCUGGCUGCUCA
Paramormyrops kingsleyae is the source of this 2048-nucleotide messenger RNA. The record is from RefSeq and is a predicted model, not a curated record. NCBI's taxonomy places the organism in Eukaryota, Metazoa, Chordata, Actinopteri, Osteoglossiformes, Mormyridae.